CACCCCUGUAAUAUAGCGAGAGAAACCCCGUCAAUCCUUCCUUUCCAAGAUGGCACCGAAGCCGAAGAAGGAAGCUGUCCCAGCCAAGACUGAGGCCAAGUCCAAGGCACUGAAGGCCAAGAAGGCCGUGCUGAAGGGCGUCCACAGCCACAAGAGGAAGAAGAUCAGGACCUCUCCCACCUUCCGCAGACCCAAAACCCUCCGCCUGAGGCGGCAGCCCAAGUACCCUAGGAAGAGUGCUCCUCGCAGGAACAAGCUGGACCACUAUGCCAUCAUCAAGUUCCCUCUGACCACCGAGUCUGCCAUGAAAAAGAUUGAGGACAACAACACCCUGGUGUUCAUUGUGGACGUUAAGGCCAAUAAGCAUCAGAUCAAACACGCUGUCAAGAAGCUGUAUGACAUCGAUGUGGCUAAAGUGAACACACUGAUCAGGCCUGAUGGUGAGAAGAAGGCAUACGUCCGUCUGGCACCAGAUUAUGAUGCCUUGGAUGUUGCAAACAAGAUUGGCAUCAUUUAAACUGUUCAUCGUGACGUGUACAGAAAAAUAAAUGUUCUUAGAAAUGUU
This is a messenger RNA of Megalops cyprinoides (Indo-Pacific tarpon), 565 nucleotides long. It is a transcript of the gene rpl23a, whose product is annotated as ribosomal protein L23a. The record is from RefSeq and is a predicted model, not a curated record. Gene Ontology annotation, cellular component: cytosolic large ribosomal subunit; ribosome. The coding region runs from base 50 to 517 and encodes 155 amino acids. The transcript is spliced from 5 exons. Gene Ontology annotation, molecular function: rRNA binding; structural constituent of ribosome. NCBI's taxonomy places the organism in Eukaryota, Metazoa, Chordata, Actinopteri, Elopiformes, Megalopidae. Gene Ontology annotation, biological process: ribosomal large subunit assembly; translation.